AUGGACAUUUUGGACAUUGGUGCUAAAAAUAAUAGAGUUCAGAUUCCGAUGGGAAUAGUGUGUCUUUACGGCGAUGGAAGUGGCGACGACGGCAAAAUGUUGGAAGAAGAUGUGUUGAAGAAGAAGAUACGAUUGAAGAUCCUGGAACAAGCGGAUCUAAGACGAGGGUACACCCUAAGAGUGUGCGCACUGGAUUCCUUCCACACAUCUUCAAUUAUCUCCACAAACAGAUUCAAGCUUCUUAUCGGUGGUAUGUACAGAGUCAGCGGCACCGCCGAAAACGCCACCGCGAAGAACAAGUCGUUCCUUGUCAACCCCGGCGAUCCCUCCGACUACAGCGGCCUCCUGAACAGAUGCUACGUCGUCGUUUCUGUAAACGCACCUCCCCUCCGCGUCUUCGAUCCUCACUGCCGGUGGCCGCAGAGCGAGAUUGUCAGAAGAUCCAUUGAAAUGAUACUGAGUGAAGAACCUGCGUCUUCAAAUUUGAUCUGCUGCGAUUACGAUGAAGACACUCGCUCGAGUGAUGUGGUUGAUAUCCUAACUUCCUCAAUUUGGACACUCCUUCUAAAGAGAGUCGGCGAUAUUCUGAUGGUGUAUUUGUUAAAGUACACUUCAAUAUUUCUGCCUCUGCCUCGAAUGAAGCACCGUCAGAUUACCGGUGACCCCAUCAACAACCUCGUCCCCUCGGUGGGGUUGCCUUUCUCUAAAUCUCAGCAUCGUCCAGUUGCGCAAAAUGGUAACUUUAUCGAACAUUGCAAUUUUUUAUUUAUUUUUUCAUAA
Molecule: messenger RNA, 780 nt
Organism: Erythranthe guttata (spotted monkey flower)
Lineage: Eukaryota; Viridiplantae; Streptophyta; Magnoliopsida; Lamiales; Phrymaceae
Source: RefSeq, a predicted model, not a curated record